Molecule: messenger RNA, 1715 nt
Organism: Andrographis paniculata
Lineage: Eukaryota; Viridiplantae; Streptophyta; Magnoliopsida; Lamiales; Acanthaceae
Product: RNA pseudouridine synthase 4, mitochondrial
Exons: 10
Coding region: 97-1440 (447 amino acids)
Biological process (GO): pseudouridine synthesis
Molecular function (GO): pseudouridine synthase activity; RNA binding
Source: RefSeq, a predicted model, not a curated record
CAACACAUUUUCCCACCCCUUCCCUUUCCCUUACCCUUUUCCUUCUGUUAAAAUCCCUUUCCUGUCCUUCCGCCGUUCAACCAAACCCAUCCAGUCAUGAUGGAGCGGAUUGUCCUCCGAGAAGUGAUUCGUCAAUGGCGGCAGAGCGCCGCCGCGACCACCUUCAAAGGAACUUCCACUUUUGAAAGAAAGUAUUGCCAUUUGAUGUCUAACGCCGACGAGGGAGAGAUCAGUAGAAAAGAGUACAAUCACGACCGGUGGCUAAUAUUGCCUCCGUUCGAUCCAGCCUUCGACGGCUACUUAAUCGAAAAAAAAAUUUUGGGCACGUCAGUUAACUCGAAUACGACGGUGCUUAAAUGGAUUCUCAAGUGCUGUCCUCAAUUUCCCAGGAGUUUUGUCCAGAAGCUUUUCCGCUUAAGACAGGUUCGAAAAGAAUGUUCCAAGACUGAAGCUAAAGAACAACGACCAAGAAGGGUAGGAGCUAAAGAUCUUAUAGAUGUUGGUGAUAGAAUCUUCCUUCCUAAAUCUGUUGAUGGAAAAUUUGCUUCGUUAACAGAAGAAAAACAGGGUAGUUCCGAUGAGAAGGAAAUGAAGUAUGUCCGUAGCCUUGAGUUGUAUAAGGAUCCGGCCAUAAUUGUCAUCAACAAACCACCUGGAAUGCCUGUGCAGGGUGGCCUUGGAAUAAAUAAGAGUUUAGACGAGUUAGCUUCCAACUACUUGAGAUAUGACUAUGCAGAAUCUCCUCGCCUGGUGCACAGGCUUGAUAGAGACAGCAGCGGCGUAUUAGUCAUGGGAAGGACACAGCAGAGUGCUACCAUCCUGCACUCCAUUUUCCGCAAUAAAACAUCUGAAGCAUCUAUUGAUAUUCCUGACACCAAAGAAAUCCUGCAAAAGAGGUAUUUGGCUCUGGUUAUUGGAUCUCCUAGAAGGAAAGAAGGAGUAAUCUCCAUGCCAUUAGCGAAGGUGGUAGUUGGUGAUGGAAAGUCUGAGAGAAUUACCACAGCUGACUAUUCCCAUAAAACAUCAGCGCAGCUAGCUGUUACAGAGUAUCGAGUGAUAUCAUCUUCACCACAUGGUUUCACGUGGCUGGAAUUGUUUCCACACACCGGAAGAAAGCACCAGCUUCGUGUUCACUGUGCUGAAGUACUCGGAACACCAAUAGUUGGUGACUACAAGUACGGGUGGAAAUCACACAGAAAACUGGGGCACACAUUCUACUCAGAAGGCAAAGCAUCCAAAGUUAGAGGAGGGAAGUGGCCCGAUGGGCUCGAGUCGGAGAGUGGCAGUAUAUGUGAUAAACAAUUUCGUCUACAUCUUCACUGUAAGGAGAUUAUCCUUCCCGAUAUUUCACAGCAGGUCAAUAAUAUGCAGGGUGCGAGUAUCAAGUUGAAUGCUCCUAUAUCAGCACACAUGCAAAGAAGCUGGGAUUUGAUGAACUAAGAAUGCCCUGCACUUGCUUAUGAAUUCAUUUCAGGUUUGAACAGAAUCCCAUUCUUUUAUAGUUGGACUUUAUAGAACACCAUCAAUUUAAUCUCUUUUUCACAAUUCUUGAUUAGAGCAAUCAAGAAUUCAAAAAAUAUGGAAAUUAUACAAAUUGGUUGCAGAGUCGUUGAAUGCAGAUUCAAGGUCAGGACUGAGUAUUUACUGAAACUCUGCAUUCAAAUAAAAACAAGCUUCUCCAUAUCUACCAUUUUAUCACUAUACUCCAUUAGUUC